AUGGCCACACUAUCAGUUCGCGCCUCCCGGCUCACAGCUUCACACGGUCUCCCAUUGAUGCGACAUGGGAUGUCAACAUCGGUUCGAACUUCCCACACCGAAAUCAAAGACCUGGCAUCCACUAUGCCACCAGGUUAUAAAGCCCGAGUAGGUCUGCUGCAGACCUUCUGCUUGCCAGAACGUGUGACUGGUAGCCAAAGCGACCGCACGAUGGGCAAGGCUCUGGUUGAUGCAUGGCAGAAAGAUGGCAUACUGCAGAUAGCGAUGACCCCCCGCCAGGAAGCCCUACAUUCACAGGCACAGCAGAAUAGCCAAGAGUUCUUUUCAAGACCACAUGCUGAGAAGGCAGCGUGCGUGGACAGCCAGAGCUACUCGGGCUACAUAGCCAGUGGGGAGGAGAUAACUGACGGAAUAGCUGACUAUAGUGAGAUCUUCACCGUCACAAAGGACCUGGAGCUGGGUGAUGCUAAGGUUAAAGCCCAAUGGCCAUGCCACGGGCGAUGCCCUUGGCCUGAUGCAGCCAUGCGGGACGUGAUGAAGGAAUACAUGAACGAGCUUGGUAACUGUGGCGAGACUAUGUUACGUCUAUUGGAGUAUGGUCUGGAGAUACCAGAAGGGACGUUGACGCAGCAAACUGAUGAUGGCUGGCACCACUUGCGCAUCUUACGUUUCCCACCCCAUAACAAGACCAAUGGAAAAGGCAAAAAAGGCCGUGGUAUUGGUUCACACACAGACUACGGUCUGUUGGUCAUCGCCGCUCAAGACGAUGUUGGUGGACUGUUCAUUCGGCCACCUUACCAGGGCGAAAAAUACGCGAAUUGGGAGAAAUCUGCUGCUGGUAUGGCUGAAGAGGACGAGAAGUGGACCUAUGUCCCCCCUGUGCCUGGUGUCUUCACCGUGUUUCCCGGCGACAUGAUGCAGUACAUGUCCAACUCUACUCUCCCUUCAACUUCCCAUAAAGUGGGCCUGAACACGCGUGACCGUUUUGCGUUCGCGUACUUUCACGAGCCCAACUUCAAAACCACUUGUCGACCUCUGCCUGGCUAUGACGCGGGGCAGACUCCGCGCGAAGGCAUUCAUUACGGCACGCACUUUACCAACAUGUUUCUUCGAAACUAUCCAGACAGAAUCACCACCAGUCGCAUGAACCGCGAGAACAGAUAUAAGAUCCUGAAGUCGCCUGAAGUUCGCGAUGGCUGA
Neoarthrinium moseri is the source of this 1200-nucleotide messenger RNA. RefSeq lists its product as uncharacterized. Gene Ontology annotation, molecular function: dioxygenase activity. NCBI's taxonomy places the organism in Eukaryota, Fungi, Ascomycota, Sordariomycetes, Amphisphaeriales, Apiosporaceae. The record is from RefSeq and is a predicted model, not a curated record. The transcript has 4 exons. Bases 1 to 1200 code for a protein of 399 amino acids.